Lytechinus variegatus (green sea urchin) is the source of this 2814-nucleotide messenger RNA. RefSeq lists its product as uncharacterized. Bases 16 to 1545 code for a protein of 509 amino acids. Gene Ontology annotation, cellular component: photoreceptor outer segment; membrane. NCBI's taxonomy places the organism in Eukaryota, Metazoa, Echinodermata, Echinoidea, Temnopleuroida, Toxopneustidae. The record is from RefSeq and is a predicted model, not a curated record. The transcript has a single exon. Gene Ontology annotation, molecular function: G protein-coupled receptor activity. Gene Ontology annotation, biological process: G protein-coupled receptor signaling pathway.
GUAUGGCUUGUUUCAAUGCUGUUUGCACUACCACCAGCCGUAGGAUGGUCAAGAUAUGAGUUUGUCCCUGACAGAGCGAUCUGUACACUCAAGUGGUCGACCAACAUUUCAUAUACGGUAUUCGUCUUCUCUCUUGGGAUUUUCUUCCCCUUCAUCGUCAUAUUUGUCUCUUACUUCCGAAUCUUCCGAACUGUCCGAGCUAAUUUCCGAAGGAUGAGAUCCCAUCGUGGAAGCGGUAAGGUGUAUCCGAGGUCAGAGGUUGGAGCUGGAUCAUCACGCAGACCUACUAUUAGUGGUCAUAUGGGGAGCCGAGGAAGUUUUGCAAGGUCCUCUUGGUCGAAUGGAAGUCGACGGAGUAAUUUCAACAAUGCGGAUACAUUGAGGAAUGAAUUUACUACACAGCAUCUACAGUUACCGCCAAUGCACAGCCGCUUGAACAGGGUGAACAAAGUUACCAUGAAUGGAAGGACUCCAGUUAUGCGGACUGUUAGUGAUAUUUCAAGCGAAAUUUGCGGCGAUGGUCGCAGUCUGUUUGCAUCGAGUCUUGCCCGUCAGUUGUCACUUGAUCGUGAUGUCUUAGCCAUUAGCCCAUGUGCAUCCGCUAGCACUUUAGAUCAUCAUGAGGAUGAAGAAGAACCAGAGAGGGGAAAAAUGAAAUCGCCAACACUGGAGCCCUCUGGACGAAUAUCUGAUUACCUGGUGCAGGACCCAUCCUGUAGUACCACACCAAAUGCAACCAGUGAUUUACAAUCUACCGAAGAUAGCAUCCGCGCAUCAAGAUUGUAUAAAAGGCGUGAAAUUAGGGGAGCAUCGGGAAAAGUAGCCAUCCAGCUCACAUCGGUGGAAGGACCCAUAACUGAUCCCGUCAAUUUUGAGACCAGUCCUGUAGGAGCUUUGAGCAUCGCUUUGGCUGAAAGCAGCAGAGGACAAAAUAUUCUGCAAGUACAGGCGGCCUUAAAUUCCGAUCGAUCUAAUGGUUCGCGCCGUGAUCUACGUCCAAUACCGGCAUCGUCGCAGGAACGACCCAAAACGGCUGGAUUUUAUGACGUUGAUAAAAUUAACAAUAACAUCCGCAGAUUAUCGGUACGAUCUCUACGACAUUCAUUUCGUCCUUCGUCUGCACGUGGCCGUUCACAGACUCUUACAUCACAAAACUCUACAACUGCAUCAAAUAAUGACGAACUAAGAAUGACACUAAUGGUGUGCGCCGUCUUGAUUUCAUUCGUUCUAUGCUGGGCACCUGUAACUAUUGUCAGUUUCAUCGCAGUACUAAACGUGAGCAUUCCGGCCCCGGUCGAUAAGUUUGCAGUGUUUAUGAUGUUCUUAAGUAGUGCUGUUAACCCAGUGAUAUACGGGUUGAUGAAUAGAAAAUUUCGGUUAGGUUUCAGUCGUCUGAUUUGCGGAUGGCGGACUGGCAAGCUGAGUAGCAAUGGCUCAAAUCGCUCUAAGACACGCUCAAGGAAUAAACCCAAGAAAAAUGGUGUAGGUCUUGCGGGCCAAAACGUGGGAAGAGACCCAGAGACGGGAAUCACAACAAGGCGAUGACGAACUCAUUUUUUAUUUCAUGAAAAGUUUAAUUAUAUGUAUACAUUAUGUGAAUAUACUGCACAAAACGAAUUUUAUAAUCAGAGGUGGAGGCACACAGUUUGCCAAGUUGCCUUUUUUCAAUUUAAGAAAUUAAAUGUGCUAUAUGUAUUUUGAAGGAAUGUGUAAUGUAGUCACACUGUACUCCCAUGAAUUAUGUGGCCUUUGAUGAAUUUGUAAUCGCUUAAUUAUGACAUCCUAUUGUCGUUUAUGAAAUAAAAGGACUACAAACCAGGUCAUAACGAGAAUACAUAAAGGUUUGAGGUCUUUAGCUUGCUACUAUUCACACCAUAUUCCUGUUAAAUGUACAUUAAAGUCUGUUUUCAGUUUUAGAGAUUUCCUCCCAAGAGUGAAUAUCACUGGCCUACUGGUGUAGGAGGAGGAGGGGGGGGUGAGACUGGGGGUGCCAUGCAUACAGUCCCCGAAUAAAGUUUGAUCAUGGUUGAUUUAUAAUUUUAUAUUAUUAGUUAUAAUGUGAAGUCAAUAUUUCUGCCAAAACUCUACUGAAAUGAAAAUAUACAUUUUCAAUAGAAAACUUUACACAUGUAUAUUUUUGUAGGUCAUUUUACAACAUGCACAAAAUGUGUUUUGUGUUAUAGCACUAAGAUUAUCUGUUCUAACAAUGGAGCUUUGAUAAUGAAUAUUCUGAGAUUUGCCCAAGUAGUCGAAAAUAGUGUUCUUUUACAGAGAUGCAAUCAAUCGUGUCCAAGACGGAGCCAACAACUGAAGCCCCCCACCUCCCCAUAAUGGCGGCGCAAAAACAAGGAGAGAAGAAAAAUGGACAGUAUGAAGAAAAAGGGAAAAUUAAUAAGAAAACGGGGAAAAGGAGAUGAGUUGGGGAAAAUAUGAACCCACGCUUCGCAAUCGCAUUAUUAGUUAAAUGAGAUACGGAUAAUGUUUAUGAUUACAAAAAGUCAUAUGAAUGUAGCAUUAUCAGGUAAAGCACGCGCUUCACCCUCGCAUUAUUUGAUUAGCUCUAAUCACUACCCUUCCACGGUACUGGUCACUUUGCUCCGUGUAAAGAUUACCCCCCCCCCAUAUCAUCGUUUAUUAGGCCUAUAUUCUGAUCACUAUAACAAUUCAUUCUUAGAUUAUACGCCUUAAAACCAGAUAUGGUUGCGAAGGAUAAUUCACGUGUUGUAUGUAUUGUAUGAGUUUUGUGAUUUUACAUGGACAUUUAUUUUGAUCGGGUGUCUGAUCCCAAAGAAAAAAAUGGUGUUUUCUACUAGC